UGUCUCAUACGGGGUUCUGGGAUCUCUCAGAAGUUCAUCCCCUCCCUUCCAAACCCCCUCCCCUGCACACUCAGACACUGCUGAUUGCCUGCUCCCUCCUUGCCCGAGCAGCUUCUUGGCCACCGGCGAUCUGCACUGGUCGCUCUCCCUUGCAAUUGCCUCACGUAGUCAUCACGCUCUGUUGUCCCUGUAGAUGCCUCACUCUAGAAGGUACCGCUCGUCGGAGCGCAGCAGCCGAGGCAGCUAUCACGAGCGCUACAGAAGUCGCAAACAUAAGAGACGGCGGACGCGGUCGCGAUCGAGCAGCAGCGAGCGUGAUCGUCGGCACCGUCGGGAGGACAGUUACCAUGUUCGAUCCAGGAGCUACGACGACCACUCGGCAGACAGGAGGGCCUACGACCGGCGUUACUGUGACAGCUACCGGCGGAACGAUUACAGCCGCGAGCGAGGGGAAGCCUACUAUGAACCCGAGUACCGUCAUUCCUACGAGUACCGGCGCUCCCGGGACCGCGAGGGCAGCUACCGGAGCUGCAAAAGCAGCCGGCGUAAGCACAGGCGGAGGCGGCGCCGCAGCCGGUCCUUUAGUCGCUCCUCAUCGCGGAGUCGACAGAGCAGCAGAAGGGCCAAGAGUGUGGAGGACGACGACGAGGGGCAUCUGAUCUAUCGCGUCGGCGACUGGCUACAAGAAAGAUAUGAGAUUAUUAGCACCUUAGGGGAAGGCACGUUCGGCAGAGUGGUGCAGUGCAUCGAUCACCGGAGGGGCGGUGCACGUGUUGCUCUCAAAAUCAUUAAAAACGUAGAGAAAUACAAGGAGGCGGCUCGACUGGAGAUUAAUGUGCUGGAGAAAAUCAACGAGAAGGAUCCUGAGAACACGAAUCUUUGUGUCAGGAUGUUUGACUGGUUUGACUACCAUGGCCACAUGUGCAUCUCCUUCGAACUGCUGGGGCUCAGCACCUUUGAUUUCCUGAAGGACAACAACUAUCUGCCUUACCCCAUCCACCAAGUACGGCACAUGGCCUACCAGGUGUGCCAGGCCGUGAAAUUUCUGCACGACAAUAAACUCACUCACACUGACCUCAAGCCGGAGAACAUCCUCUUCGUGAACUCUGACUACGAGCUCUCCUAUAACCUGGAAAAGAAGCGGGAUGAACGGAGCGUGAAGAGCACGACCAUCAGAGUGGUGGACUUCGGCAGCGCCACGUUUGAUCAUGAGCAUCACAGCACAAUUGUCUCUACCAGGCAUUACCGGGCCCCAGAAGUCAUCCUGGAGCUUGGCUGGAGCCAGCCCUGUGAUGUGUGGAGCAUUGGCUGCAUCAUCUUUGAGUAUUAUGUGGGUUUCACCCUGUUUCAGACACAUGACAACCGGGAGCACCUGGCCAUGAUGGAGAGGAUCUUGGGGCCAAUUCCUUCUCGGAUGAUCCGGAAGACAAGGAAACAGAAGUAUUUCUACCACGGCCGCCUGGACUGGGACGAGAACACCUCCGCUGGCCGCUACGUUAGGGAAAACUGCAAGCCGCUGCGGCGAUACCUUACCUCUGAGGCCGAGGACCACCACCGCCUUUUUGACCUCAUCGAGAGCAUGCUGGAGUACGAGCCGUCCAAGCGCAUCACCCUGGCCGAAGCCCUCAAGCACCCCUUCUUUGACAUGUUGGAGAUGGAGCCGAGCACGAAAAUGUGGGACUCUAGCAGAGACAUCAGCCGGUGACGCCACAGGUGCCAGCCUGCCCUCAGAUUCUAGCCCCCGUGGAGGCCUGUGUGAUUUCUAUUCAGACACUUGGUGCUUUUGUUUUUUUAUACGUGAGAAGAACUCCCUGGACAUGUUUGUAAAGCUGUUAAUAUGUGAGAUACUGUAAAUACCCCAUAUUCUCUAUCGGCCUCUGAGCACCAUGGGCCUGACUUCCUGCUGUUGCUGCUGCCGUUACCGUGAGGCGAGGGGGCCUGUGUGUCCAUACUGUAAAUACCUCUGUUCACGUGUUGCUUCGUCUCCUGUUCGCUCCUGCCCUCCUCGGUGUAAAUACUCCAGGACUCGCAGCUCUCUGUAGCUUAUCUGUUUCCUUGUAAGUUAUGAAACUGGUGGGAUUGUAUGGGAAUUAUUUUUUGGAUCAAUGUCAUAGCCCAUCCCCACACCAGAGUUUUAUAAGAAUUUUGUACAGUCUUUGUGAAAAAUAAAUAUGAAGUGAA
Molecule: messenger RNA, 2181 nt
Organism: Eurypyga helias (sunbittern)
Lineage: Eukaryota; Metazoa; Chordata; Aves; Eurypygiformes; Eurypygidae
Gene: CLK2
Product: CDC-like kinase 2
Exons: 12
Coding region: 194-1705 (503 amino acids)
Biological process (GO): protein phosphorylation; regulation of RNA splicing
Cellular component (GO): nucleus
Molecular function (GO): protein tyrosine kinase activity; ATP binding
Source: RefSeq, a predicted model, not a curated record